Pygoscelis adeliae (Adelie penguin) is the source of this 963-nucleotide messenger RNA. It is a transcript of the gene EMC6, whose product is annotated as ER membrane protein complex subunit 6. Gene Ontology annotation, cellular component: EMC complex; membrane; endoplasmic reticulum. Bases 72 to 404 code for a protein of 110 amino acids. Gene Ontology annotation, biological process: autophagosome assembly; protein folding in endoplasmic reticulum. The record is from RefSeq and is a predicted model, not a curated record. NCBI's taxonomy places the organism in Eukaryota, Metazoa, Chordata, Aves, Sphenisciformes, Spheniscidae. The transcript has a single exon.
GUACAAGCGUGUGUCUCCUUCCCCCCAGUCUCGUUGGGAGAGAGGAGGUUCCCCGAGCCCGGCUGGGAGCCAUGGCCGCGGUGGUGGCCAAGCGCGAGGGGCCGCAGUUCAUCAGCGAAGCGGCGGUGCGGGGGAACGCCGCCAUCCUGGACUAUUGCAGGACGUCUGUCUCGGCCCUGUCGGGCGCCACGGCGGGGAUCCUCGGCCUGACCGGCCUGCACGGCUUCAUCUUCUACUUCCUGGCUUCCGUCCUCCUCUCCGUGCUCUUGGUGUUAAAAGCCGGACGGCGAUGGAAUAAGUACUUUAAAUCCCGAAGGCCGCUUUUCACGGGGGGGCUUAUAGGAGGGCUCUUCACAUAUGUCCUGUUCUGGACUUUCCUGUACGGCAUGGUUCAUGUCUACUAAAACAACUAGGAGCCGCAUUAGCUGCAGUGGUUUUCAAUGAAGCAGAAGGACUGUUGCCAAAAGUCAUCUACCCAGCUAGGCCAGCUUUUACCUUUUAAACUGUUGUUCAUCACUCGUAUUGUUAAUACCAUCAGUAAAUUAUGGCCAAGUACAAAUGAAUCGGUAGUACUGUUUCAAUUAAACUGAAUGUGAAACAUCACUCGGGUGCCUCCCAUGAAUAUUUGUUUGGUGAUUAAGGAAUAACUUCUGUCCCUAAUUGCCGGCACAGCCAUGGGUUUUGGUUAACGUAGUCCCUUGUAUCCUUUGCGUUUUGAAUAAGAUGUAACAAUUACAGUCCCUUCUGGAUUUGCUGCCUGUCCCUACACACAAAUACUGAUGAAAGCAGUGUGUAACACGGCACUCUUAAAAAAUAAUCCACUGACACAAGGAAAUACUGCACAGUAGCAUGUAAUUAAGUGUAUGUAAAGCUUUGGUACAGAAAUGUAAUUGAGUUGCUAGUGCAAACAUUACUUCCACAAUUGCUGUAUGUACAUGCUAUCAAUAAAUGACAUCAUUGUCA